Messenger RNA from Aspergillus niger, 855 nucleotides. RefSeq lists its product as hypothetical. The record is from RefSeq and is a predicted model, not a curated record. The transcript has 7 exons. Bases 1 to 855 code for a protein of 284 amino acids. Lineage: Eukaryota; Fungi; Ascomycota; Eurotiomycetes; Eurotiales; Aspergillaceae.
AUGACAGCUUGUAUUAGUAUCUUCAAGGUAGGCUGUACCCACUUAUCUGCAUUAAGCCCUAUUCAGUGCCGUAGCAUUGGUUACCCAAUAUCACGGUAUUAUAACCUUCAAGCUCGUCCUACUUUGCUAUAUAGCCUAGCAGCCGCCACAAAUAGUGGUUACCGUAGGUUAUACCCAGCCCCGGCAUCAUCUUCUCCUACAACCCGGCCACAAAGUCACAAUGAAGUAUACCCGUCUGCUAGACGCAAAACAUGUAUACUUCGCCGUGGCUUCGUGGAUGAGACGAAGAGAAGCGACGAGGUAGUGGAGCUGAAACCAAACUACAACUCGCAGCCAAGCGAAGCUCUGGGGAAGAAAAGAAAAGAGAAAAUCAAACUCAAGGGUGUUCGGCUUGAGGUCUUUGCAUUCCUUGCCCGCUUUCAGACCGUAGUCCGUGUUCGUAACCUUGGAAAGACUAUCAAGGAUAGUCUAAUGUCUUACUGCGUCCAGGGUAGGCAGAUUAUUGCCUUGCUAAAGCCCCUGGGGGAAGGAUUUGCCAACAUCUUAAACCUGUUCCCUCAAGACCCACGGUUGGACUUAAAGAUCCACCAUAGGAUGAACUCGAUCGCCUUGCCACUAGAAAUCUUCUUUGCUGAAAGCAUCAAGGGAGCGCGUGCAAGCAUGCCAAGCACUGAAGUCAAAUGGGGUACUGACACAGAGUACCUUGCUAAGCUAGUGAAGAAUCUUCGGAAAGACCCAUUUACUACACUGGCACACGCGUACAUUCCCAUCCUGACCAGCGGAGACCUAUCUUCAUACCCUUGGAAGGGUCAUUAUCCAAGACACAAUCCUGUACAGAAAUCGAGGUUUAGAUGA